Molecule: messenger RNA, 1179 nt
Organism: Coregonus clupeaformis (lake whitefish)
Lineage: Eukaryota; Metazoa; Chordata; Actinopteri; Salmoniformes; Salmonidae
Product: zinc finger protein 850-like
Exons: 3
Coding region: 20-1099 (359 amino acids)
Cellular component (GO): nucleus
Source: RefSeq, a predicted model, not a curated record
UCUGCUGAGUGGACUAAAGAUGGGGGAGCAAGGUGAUUGGCUGGAGGCUAACAGAAGAGACUGGGAGGCCAUCUUGGAUUCCCAGACCCAGACAGGUGCAGCCAAGGGCCCGGGGGAUGACAUCACUGAGCAGGCCAGGACCAGAGGCGACAUAGUGGAGUCUGCAGUCCAUGAGGACCUGCUGAUAUCCGGUGUUGCUUGCUGGAGAGACUGGACCUCUGAAGUGGCUGAUCACAAACCCUGGCCCCGGAACAGAACCCUGGAUCAGGAGCCGUCACUCUUCCUUCCCGAGUCGGGACCGAACCUCGAGGGACAGAGACUCCACCACAACCACCACACAGAACACAACCAGUGGACAGAUGGAAUGAACAACCUCAGUCCUGGUGGUCAUCAGAGAGACAGAGGCUCCAGUCAGGGAUCCAGUCUGCAGCCCAGACCCUUCUCUUCACAGUCUCAGUGCAGGGAUGGAGCAGGGCCUGGGGCUGAUAGAGAUAGACCCUCCUGUUCCUAUGAUACAAACACCACAGUAUCCAUGAUGAACAGAGCAGGUCACCCUGGGCUUCAGCCUUCACAGGGAGUGGUGGGAGACUCCCCUGAUGGUAGUCUAUCAGGAAGUAUGUCUUCUCCUUCAGGGUCUUGUUUAAUCCCUGGUGACUGGGUUCAUAGACAACCUGGACCUGGGUCUAGCUUUCCUCAGUUACCUCAUGGUGACCCCACCAAUACAGACAGGGUCAGGAUGGGCGUUCACCACAAGAGGUACCUAGCCUAUAACACAGCACACAAUCCAAACAACACCCAAACAAUGGCUAGAGGUCAAGGAGGGAGCUCAAAGACUAACCACCUGAGGGUGGCUCCUGCUACUACCUCCUCUGGUGUCAUUGGGUCACAACGUGGGAGGCUGAGCAUUAGGACGGAUGCUGACAAGCCGUACACCUGCCCCACAUGUGGGAAGCGCUUUGCUAAAGCAAACUAUGUGAAGGAGCACCAGACCGUUCACACCAAGGAGAGGCCCUUCAAGUGCAAGCUAUGUUAUAAGAGCUUCUCCUUCCUGAGUAACCUUAUCAGACAUAGGAGUGUCCACAACGGGGAGAAAUCGUAGCAGUGUGGCUUGAGAUGUCCACAGGGGAUAUCUGGGAACCAUUCUUUAGCUGACGUUAUAGUUAUCAUGUGAUGUGUCUU